Syngnathoides biaculeatus (alligator pipefish) is the source of this 2182-nucleotide messenger RNA. It is a transcript of the gene nanog, whose product is annotated as nanog homeobox. Gene Ontology annotation, molecular function: DNA-binding transcription factor activity, RNA polymerase II-specific; RNA polymerase II cis-regulatory region sequence-specific DNA binding. Lineage: Eukaryota; Metazoa; Chordata; Actinopteri; Syngnathiformes; Syngnathidae. Gene Ontology annotation, biological process: cell differentiation; regulation of transcription by RNA polymerase II. Gene Ontology annotation, cellular component: nucleus. The record is from RefSeq and is a predicted model, not a curated record. The transcript has 4 exons. Bases 834 to 2069 code for a protein of 411 amino acids.
CCAAUCGCAGGGCACAUCGAGACAAACAGCCGUACUCACAAUCACACCUAGAGGAAAUUCAGAGUGCAGAUAAUGAAUGGAUGUUAUUAAAGUGUGACAUUCAAUUAGAAGUAAUGUGAAUCGAUGUAAUUCACAAGCUUUAAACAACAGUAACAUGUAUUGACAAACUCCUGUCACGUUCUCUUUCAUUUAUGAGGGCUUACCUGGGCCUGCUGCUGGGCCUUCCUUUGGUUCAAAAAUUUUUUUUGCCCCUCCCAUCCAAAAAAAAACCCCACAAAAAAACCCCAAAACAGGACAUACGUUUUGUUUCCAGAGUCCAUUGUAAUGAAUAAAAACGUUAACAUUGUUUGGGCGAGAAAAAGUCAAGUGCCAUAGACUGCACGGUGAACUAACUGUACGUUUUAUCCAGUACCUUAAGGGUGUAAGUACGUGGGUUUUUUGUACGUGUGUUUUUUUUUUUUUUUUGCGUGUAUUUUAAAUAUUCAACCUCAAUGUUUUCCUUCGUUCAUUCCUCCCACACCUCCCACUCCAGGAACCCCUGUACUACAGCAUCCUUAUUGGUCGUGCGGUGUGCAAUGACCCAAUGAGAUUCUCGCUCCUGGACAGGUGAGGGCGUGCGAUUGGCUCCAAUGUCGGUAUUCACUCUCCACACCUGCCUAUGGAGCCUCUUUUUUUUUUUUUUUUUUAAAUAAAAGUCCGUGCUGCUUCAGUUUACAAACUGAAUUUGGACACGAACUGGUUACGACGGUGGUGUGGCUUUGGGGCUGCUGUUCUGUUACCGGUUGCUUUGGAACAGUUGACAGUAUUUUCUAUACAUUUUUUAAAAGUUUGUAAUGGCAGAGUGGAAGACACAGCUAAAUUACAAAUACAAUCCGCCGUACCACGCCUACGCUUACGGCCUCAUGUAUCAACCGGGGAACGAACAGAACCACCGCCAUGUGACCGGCUGGGGCGAAGCGGGUCCGCCCGAAUUUAAUAACUACACGCCCGGGGUGGCGCAAAUCUACUAUGCAGCUACCGCCGCCAGGACCCCCGGAGAGUCUCCGCCUCACAGCCCGGAGCAGCACGUGGCCAGUGGUUAUUGCCAUUACCAGGGCUCCAGUGUCGUUUGCCUUGGGCAGAGUCAAGUGGACCGCUCACUUCGAGUUGCAACCGACGAUGAGAACAGGAGGGCAGGCAGCGACUCCACAAGCGACUCGGAGGCUCAUGCCUCUCCCGAUUCAUGGAGUUUUAGUAGCAGCCGAGAAAGUGGUCUUCCACAGGCGGACCCCACCACAUGGGUCAAGAAAGAGCUCUGUGAGGAUGCCAACAGCAGGAUUCCUGAUACUGGAGACCAGGUUUCCAGCUCUCUUAUGGGGGAGCUGUCCUCCUGUACUGAUAUGGGUAGUCAAAACGACAAUGUGCUCCCUCUACAAGCACCCUUACCAACGCUGAAGAUACCACGCACUAAUGCGAAGAUUCUCAAAGGAAAGGUGCGUGUCGUAUUCUCCAAAAGCCAGAUGAACGCUCUUGUCCAGCGGUUCAGUGUGCAGAGAUACCUUACCCCUGCAGAGAUGAACAACCUUGCUGAAAUGACAGGACUUACGUACAAACAGGUGAAGACUUGGUUUCAAAAUCGAAGGAUGAAGCUGAGGAGGCACCAGAAAGACAACAACUGGGUGUCAGCGCGCUACAGCCGCAGGCAAGCCAGCCUGAUUAGUGGAACUGUCAUUACCCAUCCUCCAGCUUAUCAAGCUGAAGCCCAAAGACCACCACCCAAUGAAUGCUACAAUCAUCACACGAUGGAAGCACCCUUUAAGAACUCAGCUCCACAGAACCUGGCCUUCUAUCUUGCCACAAUGGGCAGCACCGCUGCAUCUACUCCGUAUCCCACAUGGUCAUCUGGCACGCCUCAGGCUGUCAUGCCCACUCGGUCCCAGGCAGUUGGUUGGUCCAUGCCUACUGGGAUCAACCAGUACAAAUGCAACCCAGGUGUAUUCCACCCAACUGGCAACACUGAGCCAGAUAACAGCUUUGACAGAAAAGAUAAAGAGUGUGUCACGACCCAAAACUCCAGUCAUUGUACAUGACAUUUGUCAGUAAGACUGUUGUUGUGUGUGUAUACAAUUUUAUCUAAGGGUCCUGCUGUGAUUUUUUUUUUUUUUUUUUUUUUUUUUGUCUCAAGUGGUUGUAUAUUGUUCAU